Molecule: messenger RNA, 5916 nt
Organism: Fopius arisanus
Lineage: Eukaryota; Metazoa; Arthropoda; Insecta; Hymenoptera; Braconidae
Exons: 9
Coding region: 254-5755 (1833 amino acids)
Cellular component (GO): extracellular matrix
Source: RefSeq, a predicted model, not a curated record
AUUUUUUAUGAUGAUUGUUAGGAAACCGAUAUCAGUCGACAAUCAAGAAGCGCUCAGAACGGUUGCACUACAGUUUUCUCCAACUAUUUCCCCAAGUAUUUCAACGUUUUUAUUUUUUUUUUCUUUUUCAUAUCGUACAAUUGAACUUGUUCGUCGUUAUGGCGGAUAACUCGUGAGGGCAGUACAAGUUUCUGUAGACCAGUAGAAAAAAUUGAGAUAAAGUAGAAUAAAAAGUUGUGAAGAGGCGAGUAGAAUGACGACUUUAGGAGCAGCCGCAUGGCUGAGCCUGGCCCUCUUGGUUGAGGGCCUUUUCGCUGAGGAAGUCAUCCUCAGCGUCAACACUAAAAGGCCAUUGGCAAUCACCAGCGAAAAGUUUCUCAGCAUUACUCUCGAUCCCGCUGAUGUGCUCACUGGAAAUUUCAUCACAGACAAUCCCGAGAGAAGUGUAAAUAUGGCGAGGGCUUUAUCACCGGCGUAUGUACGUAUAGCCGGACCGAGGAGUAAUUCAUACACCUUUGCGAGAGCUUACACAACCCACGAGGAGGAUCCUAGUUUUAUUUUUACAGAGACACAGUGGAAUACGGUGAACGGAUGGGCUGCGAAUUCGGGUUUAGAUGUGGUAGCGGCUCUAACGCCUCAGCAGCAUUCCGAGGGGAAUGGUGGAGCAACAAGAGAUGCAGUUUGGGAUUCCCGAAACGUACUGGACCUCAUUUCAUUUAGCGAUCAUAUGGGUUUCAACAUCAGCUGGCAACUUGGAUACGAAUGCCAGACGAGAUGUGACAUUAGUGGGGGAGAUUUAGGCAAGGACGUGAUGAGAUUGCGAAGUAUGCUCGAGGCAUUCCCCAGAUUCGCCAGGAGUAUCAUAGCUGGACCGGAUGUUGUCACAUUUAAAACUAGAUUGCAGCAAUCGUAUCUCCAAGAGUAUUUGAAUGCCGGUACUGGCGGCCUCUCAGCAAUUACGUGGCAUCCGGACUUUGCCACUAUCAGCCUCGAUCCUAUUGGAGUCUCCAUGCAUCACGAUAAUUUAGCUCUGGACAGAGACGCUCUGUACCGAAUAAUUGGACGUCACAUGGCAAAGAAACCACUCUGGCUCGCUGAAUCGAAAUCCGAGGAAUGUAAGAAACAAUUUCUGGGAGCUCUAGUUUGGACCCGACGUUUGGGAAAUUCAGCGAAACUUGCCCAAGUUCUGAUGAGGCAACCUCAAGAGUCAAAUCUCUUCGAGCCAACCCCAGACUAUUGGGUAUCCGUUCUCUACAAAACUCUCGUUGGUCGUGAAGUUCUCGAUACCAAAAUAGCAAUGGGUAACCGCACCCACAUACACUUCUAUUGUCAGUGUACAAGACCCUCCUCAAAGUACGAGAAGGGCUCCCUUACUGUUUUUGGCAUCAACCUGACGCCCGUUAAACUCGCUGUUAGUCUGAAAGGGCUCAAGAUUAAAACUCUCCACAAGUACAUUCUAUUGCCAGGCUUCGAUGCGGAAAACCGAAUGUUUUCCGAGACUGUACUCCUCAACAACCAGCCAUUGAAACUUGAAAAUGGAAAGGAUAUGCCGGAAAUUAAUCCGCUAGUGGCUACCAGUGCAAAGGGACUCACCAUGAAGUUGCCCUCUGGAGGGAUAGGCUUCUGGGUCAUACCCGAUCUCAAGGUGAAGUCUUGCGAGGGCCAGGAGAAUGACAGCGUAGAUAAGAUGGUGCUGAAAAAAUUGGCAAAGCGCUUGGAGGAAUUUGGAUCGGAGGAAGACAGCGGUAAUGAGGAGGCUGAUGCCCAGGAAAUUGAAGACGACUCAGAUGAACGUCGCCCAUUACUAAAAGCAUCGAAAAAGCGCAGAAAAAAGGGUCGUUACAGCGCUGAGGAGGAUGAGUUAACGCGAUAUAAGAAGUUGGACGCCAGAAGAGAUCUCGAGAGGCUUGAAAAAUUGUUGAGAUGGCGUGAAAAUAUCGAGGAGAGACGAGCAUUAACGCUGCGCGGUAAACCAGCCCACAUUGGUUUUGAUGAUAAAAGCUACGAAAUUAAUGGCGAUAAUGCAUCUGAGGAGGAGAUACGAGCGAAAUUACAGAUGUACAAGCGACGGUUGGAUGAAUACGAAGCGAGAAAGAGGAAUUCUGUGAGACCGAGAGAUAAAAUACAUGAGGAGAAUGAGGCAUUGGAUAGAGAAAGAAUUGAAGAGGCCAUGAGGCUUAUCAGCAAGGUGGAAAAUGCCAUGAAAAGCCUUGAAGACAGUCAGGAUUCACUCGACGCGGGAAAUGACAUUGCUGCUGGCCUUAACGUUACCAAUGCUGAGGAGCACUUCCUUGACGAAUUACUCAAGACGAGGAAGAUUAAGAGAACCAGUGUUCCUCAGAAAAUUGAGGAGCAAUUGAGAGCAAUCUAUGAGAUGCUCGCCGAUGAGAAGAAGCGGAGACAGCGACGCACGGAGGAGAGCGAAAUAACCCAAGUAAAGGAUGAGACCUUAUCGAGGAGCAGAAGGGAUGUUGAUAAAAAAUUCGGGGAUGACCCACUUGGAUUGCGAAAGGAGUCGUGGCUCUCGAGGAGACGAAAUCGAAAUGAAGAUAUCAAGGAACGCAAGCUAGCAAAGCUUAGAAAGAAAGGAGACAAGCAUUUAUUGUCCAACAGCAAGGAGAACAACUUUUAUGGUUUCGCUAAACGACAGCCUUCCUCCACCUUCCCCACGGGCGAUGUUUAUUUCAUGACUGCAGAAUCGUCGGAGGAAAAUAGAAAUAAGGACUACGAUUAUGUUGACGACACGUAUUCCGAGGUGAGGCACAGACGAAUGACUCUGGAUAACGCUGACGUACCGGACCAUGAAAUUCAGCCCUGGAUCGAAGACGAAAAUUCGGAGAUUGGCUACAUUCCCAAAGAAUUCUUGGAGACGAGUAAUGUCGCUCCUCUGAACAUCAACAAACAUCUCGCCAAUUAUGGGGAAUUAUUUGAAGCGGAAGCCCUUUCUGAUAGAACCUAUGAUCACGAGAAUGAAAAAUCCGAUCCUGCGGCUGAAAAAAUACUUCAACAAAAACCCCAAAACGAGUCUCAAGAUAAAAAAGUUAAAGAACAGGUUGUUAAGAAAUUAAAAGGGUAUUAUGAUAAUUUCCCAUCGGAUCAAUCAGAUGAGGAUGAGACUGCCUUCGGCUUGAGAAUCGACAAAACAAGACCGGUCGUGCCUACCCGAGAGAGUCCAACUCAGCGUCCGAAAAAAUUUCGCGAGCCCACGGUGGAAAAAAAUGUUGGACGAUCGAAUCAGGGUGAUAAUUUUAGAGCAACUAGCGCUCAUCGCACCACGUCAUCAAGUGAACUCGAUGCUGUCUACAGAUUCGAACCGAGAAAUUCAAUGAGAGGCUACAGAAGACCCAGACGAAACAUCGAUUCGAUUCUGAAUAAAGAAAUGAUUUUUCAGGAUGAGAAUAAUUUGAAAGACUGUCAUUGUCGGGUUAUCAGGGGGAUGAAGGGCAAAAAAUACAGGGACUGCAAGGUUUGCAAGAGAUUCACUGAGCUCGCAGAACUUGCUGAUGCAAAGAGGCGCGCUAGAAGAGGUAAACUACUACGAGGUCGAAUAAGGAGCCGUAGGGAUGCUGCUUUAGAAGAGGAAGAGGAGGGCUAUGAGUAUGAAGAAGAGGAUGGACAGGCUACUCUAGAAGCUGAGGUUGAAAAUGUUUCUGAAGAGAUUGGUGAGGAUGUGGAUUUCUCUGAAGAAUUUGAUGAUAUCGAGGAAGUCAUUGAAGAGGUUGAGCAGAAUUUUGAGCCUGAGAGCUAUAUUCGGUCCGAUAGAGAUGCACCGAUCAUCACCCAAACAAUCCCUCCAGUACCAACAACAACCGUUCCAGUGGCCAAUCCACCAGCAGUUGUAACUAAAAAAAAAUUACAAGUCCAGAAAAAUAUUAAUAGAAUUAUCAAACCCAAAGAGAAGAGCUUGAAACGAUCUCCAGGCACUUCACGAAUUUCUGAACAUAUUCGCACUGGAGCUACCGAGAACGAAUCUACUGAGAAAAUUAAUCAGGCAGAUAUCGAAGCGGUACCUAAUGAAUCAAACAAACAAAUCAUCACCCCUGAUCAGCUCGAGAUGAGGGAAACAUCAGCAGAGUCGAAUCCUCAUGUUCAAACGGCUACUGAAAACCCCAGAGAAAUAAAAACAAGAGAAGCUACAAGUGAACAAUCAUUAAAUACCACAGAAACAUCUCAAGUUCUCGAAACCGCGAAACCAACGAGCAAAAGUUUAAGAGCAUCUCGAAAAACUCAACCAAAAGACAAAAUAAAGAUAAUAGAUAAUGCUAAAGCUAGAGAAGGUCGUUUAACAGCCAAAUCUCAAGCCCUUCUUGCUAAGAAGCCGUUAGAGACUCCUUCCAAAAUUCUGGCAUCGGAAACAGCAAAACUUCAAGAAAUCUACAGACAGCGACUCGAGGAACUGGAGAAACUCAGAGAAAAAUUAAAAAAUAAGAGAAAGACUCUGCAGGAAUCAAUACUGGUUAACGAGUUGGGAAAAUCCGCCGAUAGCUCAACGAAAGUCAUCAAGAGACGUGAAAUAAUGCAGCUGUUGAAAGAAGAGCAGGAGCUACAGAGCAUUGUUGACAAAGGAAAAAGGGAUUACGUGAUGCUGUACAAACCAAUUAAUUAUGCCACUCUACCAAAAUUGCACAGCAGAGAAAAUGUACCGGAGAGCAAAUAUAUUUUCGAGUAUACUAGAGUUGAUAGGCCAUUUCAUGAAUUUAAAGAGAAAACUCUAGAGAACGGUGGAAACACGGAAACUCUUGGAAGUCAACUAAUAAUCGGUGGGAAUUCGCAUGACGCAAUUGUUGAAAAUUCAGAGUAUCCAGAUAUUACCCAAUAUCCAAUGCUUCCGGAAACAAACACCCAAUUUUCCUUCGGAGAACCGGAAAAGUUAACGAAAGAGGAAGUGUCUAUACCGGAAACUAAAAUUAACCGAGGUGAUCGACGUCCUAGAUUACCACCUCCCCCAAUGAACAAGAAAAAAACUAUAACUGAUGAGAAUAAAAAAUCUAAAUUUAUCUAUAUGAAGGAUGACUUGAGUACUGCCUCUACUGAUUUCAACACUUCUCAUUCGAAUAUUUAUCUGAAGGAGAGCAAGGACACUCCUCUCGGCCCGAAGAAAAAGGGAAAAUAUGAGAGCCCGAAGUACGCUAGACUGACUGUAGAGAAAAUCGGCACGGAGAAUGAGAGACUGAAUAAUGAGGAUCUCCACGGAGCCUUCAACGUCGACGAGGCUCUCAACUCCAGUAAAUACGAGCUGAUGAAGUUGGCUCCUUUGAAGAAUGAGAAACAACAGCGAGAGAAACGAGAAAUUAGUAAUGCGAUAAGAAGGGGUGAUGCAGAGAAUGACAUUUGGGAGAAUGGUAUUACACUAGAAGAAAUUGAACGAAGAAAAUUUGGGGACAACUCUGUAGACAUUUACACGGGUGUGAACAUCUCCAAGGGUCAACGAGCCACUGUGCAGCCUGAGUUAAUCGAUCAGGAAGAUCCUCUCUUCUCGUUGGUUGAGGGGGCAAUUCCUAAAAUCGGUGAGGCUGUGACUAAUGGCCUCGGUAAAGCGCAAAAUGUCACAGGAUCCAUCGAGAAAUUGAUCAAUCAAUUCGAGGAAGCUCAAAAUCAAGAAGAAUGUCAAGACGAGAACACCGAAUUUGAACUGGCUGCAAAAAACAACCCCGAUGGACUGUUAACUCAUGAUUUUUUCCAAGAUACUAUCCGAAAUGUUAAAAACUUUUUCAAUUUUCUUGGUGGAUUUACCCGCGUGGUUGCCGCGCAUUGAUGUAUUUUCAUUGUGUACUGAGAGAUCAUUUUUAUUACUGAAACUUUUGUAAUGCCAUAUUUAUUAUUACCCCGAAUUUCUAUGAGUAAUCAAUUUGUAUCAGUUUUGUUAUUUUUAUUGCGCAAAUUAAUAAAGAAAAAAGAGUGAUGAAAUGAGCAAUA